CUUUCAAUUUUUUUUUUUUUUUUUUUGUAAUUUAUGAUCAGUAUUUCUCCAAUUUGUUCAAUUUUUUCUUUGUUUGCGUUCGCAUUGCGAAGAGUAUGGUUGUAAUUGCAGUGUUUGUUGACAGUGACGGACCCACAUGUAGUUAUAGUGGGUCCUAGAACAACCUAUUAUUUUAUAAAAUAAAAAAAAAUAAAAAAAUUUCACGAAUCACGCCGUAGUCCUUCCUCUCUCUGUACUCCUUUAGAUCUAUUUCUUGCUGUAAUCCUUCCUCUCUCACUCCUAGCGUACUCGAAAUUCUCCAUUGAAGCGGCUUCUGAGCUUUCUCUCCUCCAUUGAAGCAGUCUCUAAGUUGCUUGUUGUCAGUAGCCUUGAUUUGGGAGGAUUGUGAGAGACCGAGAACCCCGAGUUCUUGAAGAUCGUGUGAUCGCUAUAGCUAGAGUGCUCUAGCAAAAUUAUCCUCAAUUUCCGCUCUAAUAUCACGAUAGCAAAGAUGAUGUCCGGCAAUUACACUACCAUUGACAAUCAGAACGUCUCCGGAGGAGGAUCUGUCUCCGGAUCUGUUCCAGCAGUUGGUGAUUCCGGUCAUGUGUCGGUUAAAUUUGCUGAUUCAAAUCUUCAGACAUUUCCUCCAUCAGAAGUGUCAGGAAAGAUCGCCAGUGGUUCCCGUCCUCCUCGAGAUGCUGAUGACACAUUCUCCAAACCAGGUGGUGGAUCUGAUGCGCCUCAAUCAAGUGGUUGGUUUGGGAUAUUCAGUAUUGCUGCUUAUCAACCAUAUUUUGAUGUUGAUACUUCUGAUGUCUUGGAGAGGAUUAAAGAAUCACUUUUUCCAUGGAAAGGGAAUUUCACAGAACUGAUCUCCAACAGCCCAGAUUUGUAUGGUCCAUUUUGGAUAUGCACUACCCUAAUAUUCAUCGCCGCAUCAAUUGGUACAUUUGUUACUUAUGUGUCAAACAAGCUACAAAGCAAAGAUUGGAAUUAUGACAUAAGCCUUGUGACAUGGUCUGCCGGUUUGUUCUAUGGUUAUGUGAUGGUCGUGCCUCUGUGCCUUUAUUUGGUGCUGAAGUAUUUCUCUGCUCCAUCUGGCUUCAUCCAAUUGCUCUGCUUGUAUGGUUAUUCCUUGUUUGUGUUCGUCCCUGCAUUGUGUUUGUCUGUUGUACCCCUGGAUAUAUUCAGAUGGGUGAUUGCAGGUGUGGCCGGGUUUAUGUCUGCAAGCUUUGUUGCCCUUAAUCUCAAGGUACACAUCGAGUCAGCUGGUGAAAGGUGGUUCCUCAUCGUUGUUGCAAUAUUUUUGUUGCAAGUAGCUUUGGCAAUUGCUCUUAAGAUCUACCUAUUUACGGUAUCAGUUUAACUAUGGGGAAACAGCUACUAGAUAGAUGUUUCAAUGAAUAUGAUGUAGCUUUAUAGUAACACAUAAGGUAAAUUAAGCCUGAAAUUUUGCUGUCAAUUUAACAAAGAGAGUGAUAUUGUCCAAACUUAUUGUAUUCAUUCAAUUUGGUGAUUUAUAUUUGAAUAAUGUUGUUUGGUCGCUUUCUUUCAAUUUAGCUCACCCAGUUGGAUGUAUAUUUAAAUUUCGAUUUUAUGCCUGCAGCUUGGAUUUCAAGCAUUUGUUUACAGAUGUUUUAUCAAAAGGUUAAUUGCAAUCAAA
This is a messenger RNA of Chenopodium quinoa (quinoa), 1645 nucleotides long. Its product is annotated as protein YIPF1 homolog. Lineage: Eukaryota; Viridiplantae; Streptophyta; Magnoliopsida; Caryophyllales; Amaranthaceae. Gene Ontology annotation, molecular function: small GTPase binding. Gene Ontology annotation, cellular component: Golgi apparatus; membrane. The transcript is spliced from 7 exons. Gene Ontology annotation, biological process: vesicle-mediated transport. The record is from RefSeq and is a predicted model, not a curated record. Bases 491 to 1348 code for a protein of 285 amino acids.